AUGGCUCCAGAUGUAGGAAGACAUGUAGGAAAUAAGGACUUUACCCGCUCGACUGUGGUCAUCAUCGGAGCGGGCAUCUCCGGAUUGGCCACGGCCAUCGACCUCAUCAGACGAAGCAAGUGCCACAAUUUCAUCAUCCUGGAGAAGAGUAGCGGGGUCGGAGGCACAUGGAACGACAACCGCUAUCCCGGAUCGUGCUGCGACGUCUGGAGUUCCCUGUACAGUUACUCGUUUGAACAGAAGCCCGAUUGGACCAGGGAAUAUCCAGGCCAAGAGGAGAUAUUGGGUUAUCUGAUCGGUGUAGCUCAAAAGUACGGCCUGUACAAGCACAUCCGGUUCAACUCGGCUGUUGAGGAGGCACGAUGGGACGACUCGGACCUCAAAUGGAAGGUCAGAGUCCAGGUCUCCGGAGGAAAAGACAGCCAGUACCUCGAGUCCUACGAAAUCACCACCGACUUUCUCGUCUCGGCUGUCGGACAGCUGAACGUCCCCCGCAUGCCCGACAUCCCCGGGCUGGAAGACUACCAGGGCAAACUGAUGCAUUCCGCCCGGUGGGACUGGAGCUACGACUGGACAGCGAAGAGAAUCGCCGUCAUUGGAAAUGGCGCAACCGCCGCCCAGAUCAUCCCUGAAAUUGCCAAAACCGCCUCGCACGUCUCCGUCUACCAGCGCACCCCCAACUGGGUCAUCCCGCGCCUAGAUAAACCCGUCGGUGCUGUGCAAAGAGCUCUGCUGACAUAUAUCCCGCCCAUCCGGUGGCGCAAACGAGCGCUCAUGAUGGAUUUCCGGGAAUGGUUCCACGAUGCCGUCACGGAUGGUGACUCGGCGCUCGCGAAUGUGAUCCGCAAGUCGUGUCUCGAUGCCAUGCGGGCGCAGUUGCCCGAUAGGCCGGAUUUGUGGGAGGUGUUGACGCCGACGUACUCUCCGGGAUGUAAACGGGUGAUUAUCUCGGAUGAUUACUAUCCUGCGUUGAGCAAGGAGCAUGUGGAUCUGGAGACUCGUCCCAUCAAGCGGAUUACGGAAACGGGGAUCGAGACCGCUGACGGCGAGACGAAGGAGUUUGACCUCAUUGUUGUGGCGACGGGGUUCAGAACGGUCGAGUUCAUGUAUCCCAUCCAGAUCAAGGGCGCGAAUGGUCGUUCUCUAUCGGAUAUCUGGAAGGAGGGGGCAACGGCGUACUAUGGUGUGACGGUGGAGGAUUUGCCUAAUUUCGCCAUGUUAUAUGGGCCAAACACUAAUCUCGGGCAUAACUCGAUUAUCUUGAUGAUCGAAGCUCAAUCAAGGUACAUCAGCACACUAGUGAGCCAGAUGCUCCAGGCGCAGAGGGACGGUCAGAGGCUGGCACUGCGUCCUAAGCCUGAAGCUGUGAAGAAGUUCAACGAGCAUAUCCAGGCAGCCCUGAAAGAAAGCAGUUUUGCCGACCCCCACUGCAGUAGCUGGUACAAGACCGAGGAUGGACGCAUCACCAAUAACUGGCACAGUACGGUCAUCGACUACCAGAACGAACUAUCCAGCGUCCGGUGGGACGACUAUAUUGCCGAAGGAACUGGCAAGUCUUUGAUUGGGAAGAAGAAAGAAACGUAUAUUGGACGGGUGAGAGAGGAGACGUUGAUCAGCAACACCUCGCUUCUCUGGGGGGCGGCCAGUGUUGCGGUGGCAUUGGGAGGAUACUAUCUCAAGGGGAGUGCUUUGUUGAGAGGAAGCCGAGUGAGAUGA
This is a messenger RNA of Aspergillus thermomutatus, 1716 nucleotides long. RefSeq names its product flavin-containing monooxygenase. The transcript has 5 exons. The coding region runs from base 1 to 1716 and encodes 571 amino acids. Gene Ontology annotation, molecular function: flavin adenine dinucleotide binding; NADP binding; N,N-dimethylaniline monooxygenase activity. The record is from RefSeq and is a predicted model, not a curated record. Lineage: Eukaryota; Fungi; Ascomycota; Eurotiomycetes; Eurotiales; Aspergillaceae.